CGUAUAGUUGCUUCAUUAAGAACGUCUAGACGUAACUUCAAUUUUGCAAUUUGCAAUCGGUAGAAGUCUUUACUAACCAGCUCGUGCACUUAUUAGUUAGUUAUAUGUGUUUGUGAGCACUUUUUUUCGAGAAAAUUUGGGGCAAUUUUGAGGAUUAUUAUUAUAAGUCGUCACUGAAAUAAGAUGAUGUUUUCAUAACAUCGAAUCAAAAGUAAUAAAAAAGAUGUCUUCCUCACUAAAGGUAUUGUCAGUGCUGCUGGUCGUACUGUCUACCUCUUUUAUCAUAGCUGAAGAUGAAGAUUUCGCCUUCGACGUUUCCGACGAUUUCGAAAUUGAAUUUCCAGAUGAUGAAACUCUUCAAAGCCAGUUCGAUCUUAACGAUAUGGUAGCAACAGUCGGACAUAUAUUCCAUUUUGCUAUACCUACGAAUGCCUUUGACCAAAAAGUUGAUAAGUAUGAGGCCAAAAGUAGCAAUGGGGCUGUACUUCCGAGUUGGUUAAUGUUCGAAAAGUCAUCGGGCGUGUUUUGGGGGAUUCCCCUUCAGAACGACGUCGAAACUUUGUAUAUAUCUGUUCAUGGAGUUCAACCGAAAGAAACUAAGCCAAUUCAAUUCAAAAUAACGGUAAAAGAAUCGCAAGGUAUUCCAUCAUCACAUUUGAAAAAAUGCUCCGAAGACGAAACUAUCACACUUCUUACACUUGUAAUCGAUAAAUCACUAUCAAGCAUCAAACCGAAACAAAGAGUUAUGGCCAUCAACAAUAUAGCCAAAUUCUUCGGACUACCAUACAGUGCCUUUUCACUCACCGAGGACCGAUCUAACGGAGAAUCAGGGAAACCCGUAGUGCUAUUAGAACACGAUAGUUCACGAAAACAAAAAUCCAAGUUAACUACACUGAUCCAAGUUCCUGUUGGUUGUGAUGGUAGAGUUUGGCUUCAUGUCGUCCCACUUGUCCACCAGCUGAAGAAACAAGUCAAAGACGGUACAAUUAGCAAUGUUAUGAAGCUCCCGGCGACGGAUUGGAAAAUUAUCAAUAAAACUCCACCGCCAGUGAUCAGACAAAAGAGAUACAUCGACGAAACUGGAGAAACCCUUGUAACGACGUCACUAAAAGGAAAACACGAACGUGUUGCGUUAGGUCCUGCGGGUAGUGGCGACUACGAGGAUUACGAAUACGACUACGAUGGUGAUGAUUACGAUGAUACAGAAGGAGGUGAAGAGGAAGGGGGAAGGGAUGCUGAGCAUUCUGUUACGAAACUUCCGUCGCAAAGUUCGACAACUGUAUCGGUAGUGGAAACGGAAACACAUCCGCAUAGACAUCACCAUGGCGAGACGAGACCUGUAGAAGAAGAAGAGCCCGAGAUACGUGUUGUAAAGGUGCCAACAUUGGCCGAACCGUCGCCCACUUCUCCUGUGACCAGGAAAAGCGAGGACCAUGGUCCUUCAGAACACACGAUUUCGUGGCAACCUACCGAGAGGUCUUCUACCACUCGUAUGGAGCAUACGUCUGAAGCGACCACCACGUCCACAACAGCAACUUCUCCGAUUUACGUAUCUGAAGAAAUAACUGACAAUGAACAACCGAUUACUCAGCGAACCAACAUUUACAGACCGAUUGACGUACCAGAUGAAGAGGAGGAGGAUUACGGUGACGAUUACGAGGACUCUACCGAUGACGCAGAUUACGACGAAAAUGUCACGGAAGUCCCUACUAAUCCGCCAAAUAAGAUCACUCCAAAGACUGAACCAACCAGUGUGGAAACUACUAGAAUGGAAACUACUCGCGCUGAAACUCCUUCUCCUUCUUCGUCGUCGUCGUCAGAAGCAAGUAACACUAAUCCGCAACCAGAAGUGACACAAUUUGAACCGGAAGUCACCCCCACAUUCACCACUACAGUCCAAGAAAGUAGUGUAAUACCAAUUUAUAAAGUACCAUUCGUUGAAAGCACGGUAUUCACGAAUACCACGACUCCUACUCCUUCAACGGAAUAUACUACAUCGCCUUCAAGAACUACCAUUGUUUUUGACGAUCUAACAACUAACAACGACAAUCUUACAACAACAUCUAAACAUAGCACUCAACGACAUACAUUGGUAACGCAACAGGCAAGUUCAACAUCUGCUGCUACCACAGUGAGUUCGACAAUUACGUCAACAGUUCCAACAACGGAAACUACUAUGAUUGAAGUUAGGAACUAUCCACCAACGAUUCAAAACAGACUCAAUAGCAUCGCAGUAACGGCAGGAAAAGUAUUCGAAUAUGUUAUUCCCGAAAAUACUUUCAUCGACGUCGAAGACGGAAACAACUUGAGAUUAGAGUUGUUAGAUCACGAAGGUAACAUGGUAGGCAAGAAUUCAUGGUGCCAAUACAAUCCUAGAGAAAGGAAGAUCUACGGCUUACCAAUCGAGGAAGAUGUUUCCGGCUGGGAAUACAUUUUAAAAGCGACCGACAGCGAAGGAGCGUCUGUUUCUGAUCAUCUUAAAAUCCGUGUUCAGCACCACAAGUCGCGACGUGCCGUUAAUCACGAAUUUUCAUUGCACGUUUUCGUUGAAAAGAAAUACGAAUUUCCUCACACGAUUGACUGGGCUUUACGAGUUCUUCGUGGUCUAGGAACUUUAUAUAGUCUUGGGAAUUUAUCAGAUAUCACUGUAAGGCGAAUCGAACACAAUAAAGAGCCAAUGGUGCUGACUUGGACAAACGACUCGUUACCAAAGGAUUUUUGUCCCAAAGCUGAAAUACUCAAUCUCUUUAGUAUACUAACUUCAAAUGACAGAGGAGAUCCAUCGAAAGCCUUAAGUCUAAGCCUUGCUCCUGAAAUCAGGGUCAAAAAGGUCGCACAUAAACUCAUUGGAAUUUGUGAAUCUCAACCACCUGCUCCAUCGGAGCCCACAAACUUUCCUCCAAUUCUUCGGAACGCUGUCGAUCAUAUAAACGCAUCAGUCGGCGAACUUUUGGUGUACCGAGUCCCCGACGAUACAUUCUACGAUCCGGAGGAUGUGGAAGGUCGCAACCUACGAAUGUUCUUGUUAACUAGUGACCGCAAACCACUACCACCCGAUAACUGGUUGCAGUUCGACAGUAAAAAUCGGGAAUUUUACGGAAUACCACUUCCGAAAAAUGUUGGUCGAACAGAAUAUACUCUGAUUUGUGAAGACUCCGGUGGAUUGACAGCCCCCGACAGUCUCGUGGUCGCAGUGCAUCAGCCUGCCAGAGUUAAUUACAACAUGGAAUUCAGCAUGACCGUAGAAACGGAUUACGAAACGUUCGCAACGAGUCCGAACAUGCAAAGAAAGUUCAUAGAGAAGCUUAGAGAUCUCUUUGAAGACCGGGAUACUAAUAACAUUCACCUCACUUCAAUAAGCAAAGGGUCCACAAUAGUGAGUUGGUACAAUAAAUCCCUACCGGUGACUCACUGCCCUAAGGACGAAAUAAGGAGACUGGAAGCUGUUUUAAUAUACAGCGAUCGAUCUAUAAAUUCUCGUGUCUACGAUAUAAUGAGACCAGAAUUUUCUGUUUCGAGAAUUAAUUUCCAACCUCUCGCUGCUUGUAAAACACGGCCCAUAGUUGCUCCGACUCCAGAAGUUAUUCUUCCUCCAGAUGACUCGUCGGCUCAAGAGAGUCACGAAGAGUACCUGGUGACGUUUAUAGUUCCUGCGGUUAUAAUAGCAGUAAUGUUACUUCUAGCAGGAAUUGCUGCUUGCAUACUCUACCGUCGAAGACGUUCAGGCAAAAUGAACGUUGAAGAGGACGGUAGACAGAGCUAUGGAAACAAGGGAAUUCCAGUUAUAUUCCAGGAGGAACUAGAGGAGAAACCGGAUCCUGGAACCAAGGCUCCAAUUAUUUUAAAAGACGAAAAACCACCUCUAGCUCCUCCUGAGUACAGCAAAAGUGGAUCCUUAAAAAUGAAUGAUGAUUCUGAACCUUAUCAUCCACCCCCGCCGUUUACUCGUACGCAGGAUAAUGGGAAACAAUCUCGUCCCAAACCGACUCCAACUUAUAGGAAACCUCCCCCUUACGUGCCCCCGUAACAAAUAAAUUUUAGGUUUUUGGAGCAAUAAACUGGACCGAAAGCACUGCCACGUUUUUUCUCUCCUUUGUCUGUGACGGAACGAAUGCUCUUCGUUUUCGUUUUUGAAACUGUAGGCAGUGAAGUGAUAAUACCAAGUCAUAUGACAACACUAAUCUAAAAACAAAAAGCAUGAUAUUAAAGUGGCAGCUUCAUUGCGUACAAUAAAAAUUCUUGUUUUCGUU
Molecule: messenger RNA, 4250 nt
Organism: Agrilus planipennis (emerald ash borer)
Lineage: Eukaryota; Metazoa; Arthropoda; Insecta; Coleoptera; Buprestidae
Exons: 8
Coding region: 224-4027 (1267 amino acids)
Biological process (GO): morphogenesis of an epithelium; nerve development; axon guidance
Cellular component (GO): dystrophin-associated glycoprotein complex; dystroglycan complex; sarcolemma
Molecular function (GO): laminin binding; calcium ion binding
Source: RefSeq, a predicted model, not a curated record